AUGCCCCCCUGCCCCGACGCCCCUAGAUCGGGUGAAGAUUACGAGGACGGGGACCUGUGCGAGACUUUUGAGGACGUUUUGAAAAUCGAGAACGGGCAGAUUACACCAAGGGCCAGGGGAGGAGGACCGGGCAGGGCCCAGCAGGGAAAGAAGAUGCACAAGGGGCCCAGGCACCCAGAACCGAGACGACCAGCCAAGGUGAUGAUGAGUUUCGUCGGUGAUGGGAUGACUUUGGCUCUACUUACGGGCAAGGAAAUAGGCGGCCCAGGAGUCAGCAUCAAAGAAGAUCUCAGCGAAGAUGUCAUUGAAGAUACAUGCCUUGAAAUAAAAGAGGAACCACUAGAUGGGGAUGAAGGGAGAAAUGAUGUGUGUAAUGUGAAUAUAAGGCAUGAAUGUCAUUUCUAUUAUGAUCUUCAUGAUCUAAAACAUGAGUUACAUGCAAAAGACUCGAGUAACUUGGUUCACAAUUGUAAUGACAUGUCAAAAGUGUCAUUUAGGGCUAAGGACUGUGGGAAGACGUAUUCAUCAGAUGGGGUUCAAGUGAUGUAUGAAGAAAGACAGAAGGAGGAUGCACAACUAAAAGUGGAAUCCAAAAGGAAAUGUUUUGCAUGUGAGGUGUGUGGAAAGGAAUUGUCACAAAAGAGUCACAUCAGCAUUCACAUGAGAGUCCACACAGAGGAGAAGCCAUAUAAUGAAAUUUGCAACAAUACCUUCUCACGAAAAAAUAAUUUGGUGACACAUAUGAGAAUACAUGCAAGUAAGAAGCCAUACAGCUGUGAGAUUUGCAAUAAAGCCUUUUCUGAGAGAAGUCAUCUUGUAAAGCACACUAGAGUACAUACAAAGGAGAAGCCUUAUAACUGCAAGAUUUGCAACAGUGCAUAUUCAAGAAAAAAUAAUCUGGUGAGACACAUGAGAACACAUACAAAGGAAAAGCCAUACAGCUGCGAGAUUUGCAAUAAGGCCUUUUCUGAAAGAGGUCACCAAGUAGCGUGCAUUAGAGUACACACCAAGGAGAAGCCAUACAGUUGUGAAAUUUGUAAGAAGGACUUCACAGAAAAAUCUAGUCUAGCAAGGCAUGUGAGAGUACAUACAAAGGAGAAGCCAUACAAAUGUGAGAUUUGUAACAAGAACUUUUCGCUUAGAGCUAAUCUAGUGAGUCAUAUGAGAAUGCAUACAUAGGAGAAACCGUACA
This is a messenger RNA of Penaeus monodon (black tiger shrimp), 1192 nucleotides long. Its product is annotated as zinc finger protein OZF-like. Gene Ontology annotation, biological process: regulation of transcription by RNA polymerase II. Gene Ontology annotation, molecular function: RNA polymerase II cis-regulatory region sequence-specific DNA binding; DNA-binding transcription factor activity, RNA polymerase II-specific. The record is from RefSeq and is a predicted model, not a curated record. Lineage: Eukaryota; Metazoa; Arthropoda; Malacostraca; Decapoda; Penaeidae.